AUGGUGGUUUUAGGUUAUGAUUUGAAAGUAUAUAAUGGUACUCAUGAAACUAUAGUGACUAGGAUAGGAUGUCCACAAGUUCCCUUUCGAGUGCAACAGCGUGAAUUUGUACAUGAUUUGAUUUGUUUGCCUAUGACUGGUCUUGAUCUCAUCUUGGGAUUGGAUUGGCUAUCCAAGUAUCAUGUUUUGCUUGAUUGUUCUGAGAAGUCAGUACAGUUUAUGCCGGAAGGGUCAAAAGCACCGGUUGUGGUGAAUAGUUACUAUUUGAAUUCUAUGAUAGUAAACUGCUUUGGAAUUGAAUGUCAGGAUAUUAUGUUAUUAACUGCGGGAGUAUCAGGUGAUGAUCAGAGUUUAGAGCAGAUUCCGGUUAUUGACCUGCGAUCCGGGUAUCAUCAGAUAAGGGUUAGAGACGAGGAUAUACCGAAAACUACUUUCAGAACCCGUUAUGGUCAUUAUGAGUAUACAAUGAUGUCUUUUGGGUUAACUAAUGCCCCGGUCGUAUUUAUGGAUUAUAUGAACAGGAUUUUUCGACCAUAUCUGGACAAGUUUAUUAUUGUCUUUAUUGAUGACAUUCUUGUUUAUUCUAAGUCUGAAGAGGAACAUGCUGAUCACUUGCGAACUGUGCUACAAAUUCUGAGAGACAGGAAGUUGUACGCUAAGUUAUCUAAAUGCGAGUUCUAG
Molecule: messenger RNA, 681 nt
Organism: Arachis stenosperma
Lineage: Eukaryota; Viridiplantae; Streptophyta; Magnoliopsida; Fabales; Fabaceae
Exons: 2
Coding region: 1-681 (226 amino acids)
Source: RefSeq, a predicted model, not a curated record